This is a messenger RNA of Sturnus vulgaris (Common starling), 1958 nucleotides long. RefSeq names its product glutathione S-transferase zeta 1 (gene GSTZ1). The record is from RefSeq and is a predicted model, not a curated record. Gene Ontology annotation, cellular component: mitochondrion; cytoplasm. Gene Ontology annotation, biological process: L-phenylalanine catabolic process; glutathione metabolic process. Gene Ontology annotation, molecular function: maleylacetoacetate isomerase activity; glutathione transferase activity. NCBI's taxonomy places the organism in Eukaryota, Metazoa, Chordata, Aves, Passeriformes, Sturnidae.
CCAAAUGUGCUUCCAAGCUUAAAUCUGGUUAAUGAUUUUUAUAUCAGAACUGGGAGAGAGUCACUCAGGCUUGACUCUGACUGGCUGGUUUUUGUUUCCUGAGCACAGACUAGGGGGCAUAGUCCUUUCCUCAUUGAAUUUAGGAGAGAAGCCUUCUGCCAUUUCAUCUGAGAUAAAAGGGAAAACACAGAGGUUGUUUGUAUUUUGUGGAGACGACUGCACACACCAUGGCAUCUGAAAAGCCGAUACUUUACAGCUAUUUCCGAAGUUCCUGUUCUUGGAGAGUGCGAAUUGCACUCGCUCUGAAAGGAAUUUCCUAUGACCUGGUCCCAGUGAACCUCAUUAAGGAUGGAGGACAGCAGUUUUCUGCUGAAUUCAAAGCACUGAAUCCAAUGCAGCAAGUCCCAGCCUUGAAAAUUGAUGGCAUCACCCUUUGUCAGUCACUAGCUAUAAUUAAUUACCUAGAAGAGACACAUCCUAACCCCAGGCUCCUGCCCCAAGAUCCAAAGAAGAGAGCCCAAGUCAGAAUGAUUGCUGAUCACAUUGUCUCUGGCAUUCAACCUCUCCAGAACCUGAGUGUCCUGAAACAAGUGGGGGAGAAAAAAAUGGAAUGGGCUCAAAACUGUAUCACAUCUGGCUUUCAAGCACUGGAGCAGAUUCUGCAGCACACUGCUGGAUGCUACUGUGUAGGGGAUGAAGUUUCCAUGGCUGAUCUGUGUUUAGUGCCUCAAGUGGCCAAUGCUGAAAGAUUCAAAGUGGACAUGGGUCCAUAUCCCACAAUAACCAGAAUAAAUAAAGCUCUCUUGGAGUUAGAGGCCUUCAAAAUAACCCACCCUUCCCGGCAGCCAGAUACUCCUGCAGAGCUGCGAGCUUGAAGCCUUUCUACUCAUUAAAUCAAGAAACCUGGCAUGAUAAAGAGGGCAACACCUACCGUUUGAGUAGAACUUCAGUGCCAGUAGGAAUCCCUAGUACUAUUGUUGCCCUUUCAUUUGGGUGGGAAGGACAGAGGACCUGGAAGUAGUGUGGAUGACAUACAGGAGCUGUGCCUGUGCUGGAACACCUGCAGCUACUAGUUUUUUUAAUGCAGUCUAUCUCGAUGAAGCAGAUUAAAGCAGAAGUAUCCAUAAUGAUCAGAAGUUCCCUCUGUAUGGCUUUGGGUAGGGGAAUGUGGCCACAAAAACGGUGAGGCAUUGAGCCAAUUCUGUAUUUCCCCCAGGGGCUACUUUCUACUAUCUACAGAAAGCAUCAGGGAAUCGGUGUACACAGUGUGCUUGUCCUUGAAGGUGCCUCAGAGCCACAGCACAUUCAUCAGUUCCAUGGAUAUAAACAAUAAAAUCUAGCCUCUGAUGGAAGAUAGCUUAAUUCUUGUUGGGGUCUUGAAAGAGCCAAGUCAGCAACUCUGUCACCCUCUGCAAACAACGAGAGCAGUUGCACAGAAUUUAUAGAAGAUUUGCCUAGAGCAAAGCUAGGUGAUCGUGCUAUAGACAGCAAGGCACAACCAGCUCUCUACACUGAAAAUUAUGUUCUCUUCUUUUUUCUAUCCUCAGACACUGUUCUAGGUAUUUUCCUAGCCUUCAGCUGCAGACUGUUGCCCAAGGGAAUCCCACCCCAGAGUGCCUCCAAACCAGAAUCAUGCCUUUACUUUUACUUUCCAAAUAGGAGCAGCAAAUACCAUUCCACUCAUCCCAAAUGAAACCAAACACUUAAGUCACCUUCAAAGCUGAAAGCACCCUGGGAAUUCCAGCUAAAAACCUGUGCAGCAAGAAGGGAACCCAUUAGCUUGUUGUCUGUGUUCUUGUGCAGACUCAGUUCAGAUCCCACUGAAUGUUUUGGCACCUAAGCCCAGAUAUUGUAUGUCAGGUACCCUGGAAGAACAAUACCCAUGGCCUUCAGACUUUAUAAAUCCACAAUCUCUUGUACCAAGGUUGCAUUCACCUACAUACAGCUUCCUGGACUGC